Messenger RNA from Durusdinium trenchii, 1917 nucleotides. The record is from the annotation of a GenBank genome assembly. NCBI's taxonomy places the organism in Eukaryota, Dinophyceae, Suessiales, Symbiodiniaceae.
GAUAGAUACACAAAAAAGGCAUACUUGGGGCCAUGGCUGCUGUUGUUGCAGAUGAAGGACUAAAAGGAAUGGACGUGGAGAAGGAGAUCCAGAUCUUCUUGUCGGCACAUCCCGCGGUUUCAGCUCAGCUGAUCGAAGGCCUGGAAGACUCCUUGCAUGAGGUCUGCGAGAAGCGUGGCUUGGGCGGUCUGAGGAAGGCCUUGCGCGAGAUCUUGGGGAAGGCGGACCUCACCGGGACGGAUCCGAAAGCGUUGUUGGUGGGAUCCCUCAAAGAGUUUGCCAGCUCCAAGCAGGAGACACGCGCAUCCGAGCUCGAUGAGUCCGCCACCAGUACCGCUUCUCCGGCCUCCAGCGAUGCCGGCGAGUCGGAGUCCUCCACCAGCGUGUCCACGCAAGCAGAGAGGCCAAACAUCCCGGAAAAGGGUCCCAUCCCCGUCUCCAUCGAGCCGGUCUCCUUUGCGCCCACCUGGGGAGAUGUACCGUUUGCACCCGGCUUCGCUGGUCCCCCCUGGGGCGAAUGGGCUUGGAACCCGCUGGGUUGCACCAACUACCUACAGGAGAUGCUGGUGUAUAUGGACUCAUACUGCCAAGGCAUGCGUGCAUGGCAGCAGCAAUGGGUCAGCCUCGUCGAGGUGGCAUGCAGGACUGCCCUGGAUGAUGACUUCAAGGAGAUGGUCCUGGUGGGUAGCCUUGCGUUGUCACUGGAAACGCCCGGGAGUGAUGUGGACCUCGUGUGCAUGACGCAGUCGGAGGUGGAUGCCGUGGCGUUGCUGCGGAAGGUGAAGGAUAUCUUGACUUCAGAGAGUCACUCCACCGGCUUUCCGGAGGACUUCGCUGCGGUGGUCAUCGAUGAUGCGCGCAUUCCCAUCCUCUCCAUCACUCACGGGAGUCAGGUACUUGUAGAUUUGGCCAUCAAUUCUCACCAUUCCAUUGAACACGUCAGAUGGUUCAACAAGAUCGGCGCCGUGCCGCCAAACCCCCCCACGGUGAGCCAGGUUCCUGUCUUGACCGUCACCUUGCGGUGCCUCAAGUGGUGGCUCAGGAUGAGACGGAUCCCUCGGAUGAAGGAUGGUGCUUUGCCCACGGUGGCCUGGAUGCUGCUGGCGAUGCACUCGUGUGCUGAACAGAGUUGCAGUUUCUCGCCCGAGCUCCUGGCAGAGAAUCCCUUGUCGGCGGUGCUGUCGCUCAUGAGUGCCUUCUUCCAAAGAUACACCACUGUCAGCGGGCUGGACGGAAAGCUGAAAUUUGCGAAGGGGACUGCCGUGUCGGAGUUCCACCAGCAUCCGCGGCCCAAACGGCCCUGCCAUGCAGAUCUCAUCAUUUUGGAUCCCGAAUCAGGCGUGAAUUUGGCGCCUCCCAUGUCGCCGGCCACUCAUAUCCUGCUGGUGCACGAAAUGCUACGGGCCAGGUCGCUCUUGAAGGAUGCCACUUGCACAGGGCAACAGCAGCACUUACAUGCGGCGUUCCAGCCAGUGCCGGAGUUCACGAACUCCCUCCCAGCCUCGACCACGGACAGUUUUGAUGCGUUGGUAUUUGUGAAUGGGAAUGGAGAGGGCUCGUGUACAGUGGAGCUCGCCCGCAUUCACAGUAUACACAAGGCGCCCUGGUGGCAAGCGCCCUUCCUGGCUCGCUGGGAUAUGCAGAGCCGCUUGGAGGCCCAGCUUUUCCGGGCCUCCCAUGACUUGUCCUUCGUUGGGGCGCAGGCGAUUACAUUAGCUCCCUGGAACUUCAUUUGCCGUGUAGAAACCACCGGCGAUGAACAGACGGGCCUUAUCCUGGAAGACGAGGCUUGGCAUUGUAUGAAGAGUAUGCAAGCGUUGGCAUCUGAGAUGCAAACUUGGGCUUCUGUGAAGAGCAGAUGAUACCGUGGUGACACGGCCACAUCGGAUCGCGGCUACUUGUGGGAGUAAGAAGAGC